This is a messenger RNA of Panthera uncia (snow leopard), 2109 nucleotides long. It is a transcript of the gene LDLRAD4, whose product is annotated as low density lipoprotein receptor class A domain containing 4. Gene Ontology annotation, cellular component: early endosome membrane; Golgi membrane. Gene Ontology annotation, molecular function: R-SMAD binding. Gene Ontology annotation, biological process: negative regulation of transforming growth factor beta receptor signaling pathway. The coding region runs from base 1067 to 1987 and encodes 306 amino acids. The record is from RefSeq and is a predicted model, not a curated record. The transcript has 7 exons. NCBI's taxonomy places the organism in Eukaryota, Metazoa, Chordata, Mammalia, Carnivora, Felidae.
UCUCGGUUCCCUUGGGCCUGUCAGCGAACCACUGCAGGCGGGGGGACUGGAGGUCGGCGGGAAGCAGGAAGAUUGUGCAGGACCUUACUGGGGAGUUUGCGGGAAGAAAAAGGGGCGGGAGCGGGCCUUACCCUGAACCCUGCAUCCCGCUGCCGGACACCCCGCAGCCCGCGGCUCCGAGCCCCAGCACCCCGCAUCUCGCGCCCCGCGCCCCUGGGGCCCGCCUCACCCGGCGUCUGCUCGGGUCCCCCCGCGCACGUUGACGUCGGUCGCGGGGCCGCCCGGAGCUCCCGGCAUUGGCUGGGAAGUCGAUUGUCUGGGGCGGCUGCUGUUACACUUAGGCUGGGUCUCCGAGCCCCGGAGGAAGCAGGCGUGUGUUGAAUUUCUCUUUGACCCUCACGGUGGAAUAAACAGGAAGCGACGAGCACCCAGCCCGGGCUCGGCACUUGCCUUUGUUGUGGGGUCCGCUUUGCUCAGUCGCCAGGAGGCUUCCCCGCGACCCCUACCGGGUGCGCCGCCCGGGGUGGCGUUGGGGGCGCGCCCCCAGUUCAAGCUCUAUAUUUGUAACAUCACACUGCUAUCUCCUGAUUGGACCAUUUUCAAGAACUCACAUCUUUUUCAUACAGCUUAAAAGCAAGGGGAGAGGCGAAGCACAGAGAGCAGCAGAUCAGACCAUACUGAGCUCCCUUAGAGCGGCUGAGACCCGUGGAGGAUGCUGGCUGCCAAGUGGCUGAGGAGGGCCUCACUCUAAGGUGGGAAAGCAGGUCUCAGCGGGACAGCUUCCUCUGCUCCUGGGCUCACCAUGGCCUUCACUCUCUGGCUGGACGGCUGACGUGACUGUGUGCCCCAAGUGUGCACGCUGCUGGACUGGGUGCCGUCCCAGGUACCACCUGCUCUCAGGGUCUGGGAGCAGGACAGGUGGGCAUCAGAUGCUACCAAAAGCCGGACGGGGCAGAGCCAUGGACUCCGACAAGCUAAGAUGGAAGUGACCUGAGGCCUCGCCCAGGCAGUUUUCUCUUGACAGGAUAGCUUAAGAGUUGGAGCACAGGCUUGUCUGGGGAGCAGUAUGCAGGAAGCUGGUUUUCAGGCCACAAAUGCUUUCACAGAGUGCAAAUUCACCUGCACCAGCGGUAAAUGCUUGUAUCUUGGUUCACUGGUCUGUAAUCAACAGAACGACUGUGGGGACAACAGUGAUGAAGAAAAUUGUCUCCUGGUGACCGAGCAUCCACCUCCCGGCAUCUUCAACUCGGAGCUGGAGUUUGCCCAGAUCAUCAUCAUCGUCGUGGUGGUCACGGUGAUGGUUGUGGUCAUUGUCUGCCUACUGAAUCACUACAAAGUCUCCACACGGUCCUUCAUCAACCGCCCACAUCCAAGCAGGAGGCAGGAGGACGGGUCACAACCGGAAGGGCGCCUGUGGCCUUCAGACAGCUCCGGGCCUCGGCCAGGGGCAUCAGAGAUCAUGUAUGCCCCGCGGUCCAGGGACAGGUUUACUGCCCCAUCCUUCAUCCAGAGGGACCGGUUCAGCCGCUUCCAGCCCACCUACCCCUACGUGCAGCACGAGAUCGACCUUCCUCCCACCAUCUCCCUAUCCGAUGGGGAGGAGCCGCCUCCUUACCAGGGGCCCUGCGCCCUGCAGCUCAGGGACCCUGAACAGCAGAGGGAACUCAACCGAGAAUCUGUGAGGGCCCCGCCCAACCGAACCAUAUUCGACAGCGAUUUGAUAGACAUUUCUGUGUACAGUGGGGGCCCGUGUCCGCCGAGUAGCAACUCGGGCAUAAGUGCCAGCACCUGCAGCAGUAACGGGAGGAUGGAGGGGCCGCCCCCGACCUACAGUGAGGUGAUGGGCCACUACCCUGGCGCCUCUUUCUUCCAUCACCAGCACAGCAGCGCACACAGGGGGAGCAGACUGCCAUUUCAGCAGGACAGCUCAGGGGGCACGGUGCUGCCCAUCCAGGGCAAGGACAGGAAGCCUGGGAACCUCGUCUGACCCUCUGACGUGCACUGGAGGAGGCAGAAGCCAAGGAGGGAUGAGGGCCUCAUUGCCUCCGCUCCCAGGCACAGUGUUGUUCUGUUUCACGUGCUACAACGAAGUAAAACCAAAUGUGCAAA